CCUCAUUCUCCCUCCUUCCAUCACCCCGCCCCAUUCUCCCGCUUUCCAUCACCCCGCCCCAUUCUCCCGCUUUUCAUCACCCCGCCCCAUUCUCCCGCUUUCCAUCACCCCGCCCCAUUCUCUCGCCUUCCAUCACCCCGCCCCAUUCUCCCGCUUUCCAUCACCCCGCCCCAUUCUCCCGCUUUCCAUCACCACGCCCCCUUCUUCCUCCUUCCAUCACCCCGCCCCAUUCUCCCGCUUUCCAUCACCCCGCCCCAUUCUCCCGCUUUCCAUCACCCCGCCCCAUUCUCCCGCUUUCCAUCACCCCGCCUCAUUCUCCCGCUUUCCAUCACCCCGCCCCAUUCUUCCUCCUUCCAUCACCCCGCCCCAUUCUCCUGCUUUCCAUCACCCCGCCCCAUUCUCCCGCUUUCCAUCACCCCGCCCCACCGCUUCCCAUAACCCCACCUCAUUCUCCCGCUUUCCAUCACCCCGCCCCAUUCUCCCGAUUUCCAUCACCCCGCCCCAUUCUCCCGCUUUCCAUCACCCCGCCCCAUUCUCCCGCUUUCCAUCACCCCGCCCCAUUCUCCCGCUUUCCAUCAUCCCGCCCCAUUCUCCCGCUUUCCAUCACCCCGCCCCAUUCUCCCGCUUUCCAUCACUCCGCCCUAUUCUCCCUCCUUCCAUCACCCCGCCCCAUUCUCCCUCCUUCCAUCACCCCACCCCAUUCUCCCGCUUUCCAUCACCCCGCCCCAUUCUCCUGCUUCCCAUAACCCCGCCCCAUUCUCCCUCCUUCCAUCACCCCGCCCCAUUCUCCCGCUUUCCAUCACCCCGACCCAUUCUCUUGCUUCCCAUAACCCCACCCCAUUCUCCCGCUUUCCCGCCCCAUUCCCCGUCUUUCCAUCACCCCUCCCCAUUCUCCCUCCUUCCAUCACCCCGCCCCAUUCUCCCUCCUUCCAUCACCCCGCCCCAUUCUCCCGCUUUCCAUCAGCCCGCCCCAUUCUCCCGCUUUCCAUCACCCCGCCCCUUUCUCCCGCUUUCCAUCAUCCCGCCCCAUUCUCCCUCCUUCCAUCACCCCUCCCCAUUCUCCCUCCUUCCAUCACCCCGCCCCAUUCUCCCUUCUUCCAUCACCCCGCCCCAUUCUCCCUCCUUCCAUCACCCCACCCCAUUCUCCCACUUUCCAUCACCCCGCCCCCUUCUCUCUCCUUCCAACACCCCGCCCCAUUCUCCCUCCUUCCAUCACCCUGCCCCAUUCUCCCGCUUUCCAUCAGCCCGCCCCAUUUUCCCGCUUUCCAUCACCCCGCCCCAUUCUUCCGCUUCCCAUCAUCCCAUCCCAUUCCCCCCCUUUCCAUCACCCCUCCCCAUUCUCCCUCCUUCCAUCACCCCGCCCCAUUCUCCCCCUUUCCAUCACCCGCCACAUUCUCCCGCUUUCCAUCACCCCGCCCCAUUCUCCCGCUUUCCAUCACCCUGCCCCAUUCACCCGCUUUCCAUCACCCGCCCCAUUCUCCCGCUUUCCAUCACCCCGCCCCAUUCUCCCGCUUUCCAUCACCCCGCCCCAUUCUCCCGCUUUCCAUCACCCCGCCCCAUUCUCCCGCUUUCCAUCACCCCGCCUAAUUCUCCCGCUUUCCAUCACUCCGCCCCAUUCUCCCGCUUUCCAUCACCCCGACCCAUUCUCCCACUUUCCAUCACCCCGCCCCAUUCUCCCUCCUUCCAUCACCCCGCCCCAUUCUCCCGCUUUCCAUCACCCCGCCCCAUUCUCCCGCUUUCCAUCACCCAGCCCCAUUCUCCCGCUUUCCAUCACUCCGCCCCAUUUUCCCGCUUUCCAUCACCCCGCCCCAUUCUCCCGCUUUCCAUCACCCUGCCCCAAUCUCCCGCUUUCCAUCACCCCACCCCAUUCUCCCUCCUUCCAUCACCCCGCCCCAUUCUCCCACUUUCCAUCACCCCGCCCCAUUCUCCCGCUUUCCAUCACCCAGCCCCAUUCUCCCGCUUUCCAUCACCCCGCCCCAUUCUCCCGCUUUCCAUCACCCCGCCCCAUUCUCCCUCCUUCCAUCACCCCGCCACAUUCUCCCGCUUUCCAUCACCCCGCCCCAUUCUCCCUCCUUCCAUCACCCCGCCCCAUUCUCCUUCCUUCCAUCACCCCGCCCCAUUCUCCCGCUUUCCAUCACCCCGCCCCAUUCGCCCGCUUCCCAUAACCCCACCCCCUUCUCCCGCUUUCCAUCACCCCGCCACAUUCUCCCGCUUUCUAUCACCCCGCCCCAUUCUCCCUCCUUCCAUCACCCCGCCCCAUUCUCCCGCUUUCCAUCACCCCGCCCCAUUCUCCCGAUUUCCAUCACCCCGCCCCAUUCUCCCGCUUUCCAUCACCCUGCCCCAUUCUCCCGCUUUCCAUCACCCCGCCCCAUUCUCCCGCUUUCCAUCAUCCCGCCCCAUUCUCCCUCCUUCCAUCACCCCGCCCCAUUCUCCUGCUUUCCAUCACCCCGCCCCAUUCUCCCGCUUUCCAUCACCCCGCCCCAUUCUCCCGCUUCCCAUAACCCCACCCCAUUCUCCCGCUUUCCAUCACCCCGCCACAUUCUCCCACUUUCCAUCACCCCGCCCCCUUCUCUCUCCUUCCAUCACCCUGCCCCAUUCUCCCUCCUUCCAUCACCCCGCCCCAUUCUCCCGCUUUCCAUCAGCCCGCCCCAUUCUCCCGCUUUCCAUCACCCCUCCCCUUUCUCCCACUUUCCAUCUCCCCGCCCCAUUCUCCCGCUUCCCAUCACCCCGCCCCAUUCUCCCGCUUUCCAUCACCCCGCCCCAUUCUUCCGCUUCCCAUUAUCCCGCCCCAUUCCCCCGCUUUCCAUCACCCCUCCCCAUUCUCCCUCCUUCCAUCACCCCGCCCCAUUCUCUCGCUUUCCAUCACCCCGCCCAAUUCUCCCGCUUUCCAUCACCCCGCCCCAUUCUCCCGCUUUCCAUCACCCCGCCCCAUUCUUCCUCCUUCCAUCACCCCGCCCCAUUCUCCCGCUUUCCAUCACCCCGUCCCAUUCUCCCUCCUUCCAUCACCCCGCCCCAUUCUCCCUCAUUCCAUCACCCCGCCCCUUUCUCCCGCUUUCCAUCACCCCGCCCCAUUCUCCCGCUUCCCAUAACCCCACCCUAUUCUCCCGCUUUCCAUCACCCCGCCACAUUUUCCCACUUUCCAUCACCCCGCCCCCUUCUCUCUCCUUCCAUCACCCCGCCCCAUUCUCCCUCCUUCCAUUACCCCCCAUUCUCCCGCUUUCCAUCAUCCCGCCCCAUUUUUCCGCUUUCCAUCACCCCGCCCCAUUCUCCCGCUUUCCAUCACCCUGCCCCAAUCUCCCGCUUUCCAUCACCCUGCCCCAUUCUCCCUCCUUCCAUCACCCCGCCCCAUUCUCCCGCUUUCCAUCACCCUGCCCCAAUCUCUCGCUUUCCAUUACCCCACCCCAUUCUCCCUCCUUCCAUCACCCCGCCCCAUUCUCCCGCUUUCCAUCACGCAGCCCCAUUCUCCCGCUUUUCAUCACCCUGCCCCAUUCUCCCGCUUUCCAUCACCCCGCCCCAUUCUCCCUCCUUCCAUCACCCUGCCCCAAUCUCCCGCUUUCCAUCACCCCGCCCCAUUCUCCCUCCUUCCAUCACCCCGCCCCAUUCUCCCGCUUUCCAUCACCCUGCCCCAAUCUCUCGCUUUCCAUCACCCCACCCCAUUCUCCCUCCUUCCAUCACCCCGCCCCAUUCUCCCGCUUUCCAUCACGCAGCCCCAUUCUCCCGCUUUUCAUCACCCUGCCCCAUUCUCCCGCUUUCCAUCACCCCGCCCCAUUCUCCCUCCUUCCAUCACCCCGCCCCACUCUCCCGCUUUCCAUCACCCCGCCCCAUUCUCCCUCCUUCCAUCAACCCGCCCCAUUCUCCCUCCUUCCAUCACCCGCCCCAUUCUCCCGCUUUCCAUCACCCCACCCUCCCGCCCCAUUCUCCAGCUUUCCAUCACCCUUUCCCUUUCUCCCGCUUUCCAUCUCCCCGCCCCAUUCUCCCGCUUUCCAUCACCCCGCCCCAUUCUCCCGCUUUCCAUCACCCCGCCCCAUUCUUCCUCCUUCCAUCACCCCGCCCCAUUCUCCCGCUUUCCAUCACCCCGCCCCAUUCUCCCUCCUUCCAUCACCCCGCCCCAUUCUCCCUCAUUCUAUCACCCCGCCCCAUUCUCCCUCCUUCCAUCACCCCGCCCCAUUCUCCCUCCUUCCAUCACCCCGCCCCAUUCUUCCUCCUUCCAUCACCCCGCCCCAUUCUCCCGCUUUCCAUCACCCCGCCCCAUUCUUCCUCCUUCCAUCACCCCGCCCCAUUCUCCCGCUUUCCAUCACCCCGCCCAAUUCUCCCGCUUCCCAUAACCCCACCCCAUUCUCCCGCUUUCCAUCACCCCGCCACAUUUUCCCACUUUCCAUCACCCCGCCCCCUUCUUUCUCCUUCCAUCAGCCCGCCCCAUUCUCCCUCCUUCCAUCACCCCGCCCCAUUCUCCCGCUUUCCAUCAGCCCGCCCCAUUCUCCAGCUUUCCAUCACCCCUCCCCUUUCUCCCGCUUUCCAUCUCCCCGCCCCAUUCUCCCGCUUUCCAUCACCCCGCCCCAUUCUCCCGCUUUCCAUCACCCCGCCCCAUUCUUCCUCCUUCCAUCACCCCGCCCCAUUCUCCCGCUUUCCAUCACCCUGCCCCAUUCUCCCGCUUUCCAUCAGCCCGCCCCAUUCUCCCACUGUCCAUCACCCCGCCCCUUUCUCCCGCUUCCCAUCACCCCGCCCCAUUCUCCCGCUUUCCAUCACCCCGCCCCAUUCUCCCGCUUUCCAUCACUGUGCCCCAUUCUCCCGCUUUCCAUCAGCCCGCCCCAUUCUCCCGCUUUCCAUCACCCCGCCCCUUUCUCCUGCUUUCCAUCACCCCGCCCCAUUCUCCCGUUUUCCAUCACCCUGCCCCAUUCUCCCGCUUUCGAUCACCCCGCCCCAUUCUCCCACCUUCCAUCACUCCGCCCCAUUCUCCCGCUUUCCAUCACCCCGACCCAUUCUCCCACUUUCCAUCACCCCGCCCCAUUCUCCCUCCUUCCAUCACCCCGCCUCAUUCCCCCUCCUUCCAUCACCCCGCCCCAUUCUCCCGCUUUCCAUCACCCCGCCCCAUUCUCCCGCUUUCCAUCACUUAGCCCCAUUCUCCCGCUUUCCAUCAUCCCGCCCCAUUUUUCCGCUUUCCAUCACCCCGCCCUAUUCUCCCGCUUUCCAUCACCCUGCCCCAAUCUCCCGCUUUCCAUUUCCCCGCCCCAUUCUCCCUCCUUCCAUCACCCCGCCCCAUUCUCCCGCUUUCCAUCACCCUGCCCCAAUCUCUCGCUUUCCAUCACCCCACCCCAUUCUCCCUCCUUCCAUCACCCCGCCCCAUUCUCCCGCUUUCCAUCACGCAGCCCCAUUCUCCCGCUUUUCAUCACCAUGCCCCAUUCUCCCGCUUUCCAUCACCCCGCCCCAUUCUCCCGCUUUCCAUCACCCCGCCCCAUUCUCCCUCCUUCCAUCACCCCGCCCCAUUCUCCCGCUUUCCAUCACCCCGACCCAUUCUCCCUCCUUCCAUCACCCCGCCCCAUUCUCCCUCCUUCCAUCACCCCGCCCCAUUCUCCCGCUUUCCAACACCCCGCCCUGUUCUCCCGCUUCCCAUAACCCCACCCCCUUCUCCUGCUUUCCAUCACCCCGCCCCAUUCUCCCGAUUUCCAUCACCCCGCCCCAUUCUCCCUCCUUCCAUCACCCCGCCCCAUUCUCCCGCUAUCCAUCAGCCCGCCCCAUUCUCCAGCUUUCCAUCACCCCUCCCCUUUCUCCCGCUUUCCAUCACCCCGCCCCAUUCUCCCGCUUUCCAUCACCCCGCCCCAUUCUUCCUCCUUCCAUCACCCCGCCCCAUUCUCCCGCUUUCCAUCAGCCUUCCCCGUUCUCCCUCCUUCCAUCACCCCACCCCAUUCUCCCGCUUUCCAUCACCCCGCCCCAUUCUCCCGCUUCCCAUAACCCCACCCCAUUCUCCCGCUUUCCAUCACCCCGCCACAUUUUCCCACUUUACAUCACCCCGCCCCCUUCUUUCUCCUUCCAUCACCCCGCCCCAUUCUCCCUCCUUCCAUCACCCCGCCCAAUUCUCCCGCUUUCCAUCAGCCCGCCCCAUUCUCCCGCUGUCCAUCACUCUACCCCUUUCUCCCGCUUUCCAUCACCCUGCCCCAUUCUCCCGCUUUCCAUCACCCCGCCCCAUUCUCCCGCUUUCCAUCACCCCGCCCCAUUCUCCCUCCUUCCAUCACCCCGCCCCAUUCUCCCGCUUUCCAUCACCCCGCCCCAUUCUCCCUCCUUCCAUCACCCCGCCCCAUUCUCCCUCCUUCCAUCACCCCGCCCCAUUCUCCCACUUUCCAUCACCCCGCCCUGUUCUCCCGCUUCCCAUAACCCCACCCCCUUCUCCUGCUUUCCAUCACCCCGCCCCAUUCUCCCGAUUUCCAUCACCCCGCCCCAUUCUCCCUCCUUCCAUCACCCCGCCCCAUUCUCCCGCUAUCCAUCAACCCGCCCCAUUCUCCAGCUUUCCAUCACCCCUCCCCUUUCUCCCGCUUUCCAUCUCCCCGCCCCAUUCUCCCGCUUUCCAUCACCCCGCCCCAUUCUCCCGCUUUCCAUCACCCCGCCCCAUUCUUCCUCCUUCCAUCACCCCGCCCCAUUCUCCCGCUUUCCAUCACCCCACCCCAUUCUCCCUCCUUCCAUCACCCCGCCCCAUUCUCCCUCAUUCUAUCACCCCACCCCGUUCUCCCGCUUUCCAUCACCCCGCCCCAUUCUCCCGCUUCCCAUAACCCCACCCCAUUCUCCCGCUUUCCAUCACCCCGCCACAUUUUCCCACUUUCCAUCACCCCGCCCCCUUCUUUCUCCUUCCAUCACCCCGCCCCAUUCUCCCGCUUUCCAUCAGCCCGCCCCAUUCUCCCGCUGUCCAUCACUCUGCCCCUUUCUCCCGCUUUCCAUCACCCCGCCCCAUUCUCCCGCUUUCCAUCACCCCGCCCCUUUCUCCCGCUUUCCAUCACUCCGCCCCAUUCUCCCGCUUUCCAUCACCCCGACCCAUUCUCCCACUUUCCAUCACCCCGCCCCAUUCUCCCUCCUUCCAUCACCGCGCCUCAUUCUCCCUCCUUCCAUCACCCCGCCUCAUUCUCCCUCCUUCCAUCACCCCGCCCCAUUCUCCCGCUUUCCAUCACUUAGCCCCAUUCUCCCGCUUACCAUCACCAGGCCCCAUUUUUCCGCUUUCCAUCACCCCGCCCCAUUCUCCCGCUUUCCAUCACCCUGCCCCAAUCUCCCGCUUUCCAUCACCCCGCCCCAUUCUCCCUCCUUCCAUCACCCCGCCCCAUUCUCCCGCUUUCCAUCACCCCGCCCCAUUCUCCCGCUUUCCAUCACCCAGCCCCAUUCUCCCGCUUUCCAUCACCCCGCCCCAUUCUCCCGCUUUCCAUCACCCCGCCCCAUUCUCCCGCUUUCCAUCACCCCGCCCCAUUCUCCCUCCUUCCAUCACCCCGCCCCAUUCUCCCGCUUUCCAUCACCCCGCCCCAUUCUCCCUCCUUCCAUCACCCCGUCCCAUUCUCCCUCCUUCCAUCACCCCGCCCCAUUCUCCCGCUUUCCAUCACCCCGCCCCAUUCUCCCGCUUCCCAUAACCCCGCCCCAUUCUCCCUCAUUCCAUCACCCCGCUCCAUUCUCCCGCUUUCCAUCACCCCGCCCCAUUCUCCCGCUUCCCAUAACCCUACCCCAUUCUCCCGCUUUCCAUCACCCCACCCCAUUCUCCCUCCUUCCAUCACCCCGCCCCAUUCUCCCUCAUUCUAUCACCCCACCCCCCCCAUUCUCCCGCUUUCCAUCACCCCGCCCCAUUCUCCCGCUUUCCAUCACCCCGCCCCAUUCUCCCGCUUUCCAUCACCCCGCCCCAUUCUCCCUCCUUCCAUCACCCCGCCCCAUUCUCCCGCUUUCCAUCACCCCGCCCCAUUCUCCCUCCUUCCAUCACCCCGUCCCAUUCUCCCUCCUUCCAUCACCCCGCCCCAUUCUCCCGCUUUCCAUCACCCCGCCCCAUUGUCCCGCUUCCCAUAACCCCGCCCCAUUCUCCCUCAUUCCAUCACCCCGCUCCAUUCUCCCGCUUUCCAUCACCCCGCCCCAUUCUCCCGCUUCCCAUAACCCUACCCCAUUCUCCCGCUUUCCAUCACCCCACCCCAUUCUCCCUCCUUCCAUCACCCCGCCCCAUUCUCCCUCAUUCUAUCACCCCACCCCGUUCUCCCGCUUUCCAUCACCCCGCCCCAUUCUCCCGCUUCCCAUAACCCCACCCCAUUCUCCCGCUUUCCAUCACCCCGCCACAUUUUCCCACUUUCCAUCACCCCGCCCCCUUCUUUCUCCUUCCAUCACCCCGCCCCAUUCUCCCGCUUUCCAUCAGCCCGCCCCAUUCUCCCGCUGUCCAUCACUCUGCCCCUUUCUCCCGCUUUCCAUCACCCCGCCCCAUUCUCCCGCUUUCCAUCACCCCGCCCCUUUCUCCCGCUUUCCAUCACUCCGCCCCAUUCUCGCGCUUUCCAUCACCCCGACCCAUUCUCCCACUUUCCAUCACCCCGCCCCAUUCUCCCUCCUUCCAUCACCCCGCCUCAUUCUCCCUCCUUCCAUCACCCCGCCUCAUUCUCCCUCCUUCCAUCACCCCGCCCCAUUCUCCCGCUUUCCAUCACUUAGCCCCAUUCUCCCGCUUACCAUCACCAGGCCCCAUUUUUCCGCUUUCCAUCACCCCGCCCCAUUCUCCCGCUUUCCAUCACCCUGCCCCAAUCUCCCGCUUUCCAUCACCCCGCCCCAUUCUCCCUCCUUCCAUCACCCCGCCCCAUUCUCCCGCUUUCCAUCACCCCGCCCCAUUCUCCCGCUUUCCAUCACCCAGCCCCAUUCUCCCGCUUUCCAUCACCCCGCCCCAUUCUCCCGCUUUCCAUCACCCCGCCCCAUUCUCCCGCUUUCCAUCACCCCGCCCCAUUCUCCCUCCUUCCAUCACCCCGCCCCAUUCUCCCGCUUUCCAUCACCCCGCCCCAUUCUCCCUCCUUCCAUCACCCCGUCCCAUUCUCCCUCCUUCCAUCACCCCGCCCCAUUCUCCCGCUUUCCAUCACCCCGCCCCAAUCUCCCGCUUCCCAUAACCCCGCCCCAUUCUCCCUCAUUCCAUCACCCCGCUCCAUUCUCCCGCUUUCCAUCACCCCGCCCCAUUCUCCCGCUUCCCAUAACCCUACCCCAUUCUCCCGCUUUCCAUCACCCCGCCACAUUUUCCCACUUUCCAUCACCCCGCCCCCUUCUUCCUUCUUCCAUCACCCCGGCCCAUUCUCCCUCCUUCCUUCACCCCGCCCCAUUCUCCCGCUUUCCAUCACCCUGCCCAAUUCUCCCGCUUUCCAUCACACCGCCCCAUUCUCCCGCUUUCCAUCACCCCGCCCCAUUCUUCCGCUUCCCAUCAUCCCGCCCCAUUCCCCCGCUUUCCAUCACCCCUCCCCAAUCUCCCUCCUUCCAUCACCCCGCCCCAUUCUCCCACUUUCCAUCACCCUCCCCAUUCUCCCGCUUUCCAUCACCUCGCCCCAUUCUCCCGCCCCCAUUCUCCCGCUUUCCAUCACCCCGCCCCAUUCUCCCGCUUUCCAUCACCCCGCCCCAUUCUCCCGCUUUCCAUCACCCCGCCCCAUUCUCCCUCCUUCCAUCACCCCGCCCCAUUCUCCCGCUUUCCAUCACCCCGCCCCAUUCUCCCUCCUUCCAUCACCCCCCCAUUCUCUCGCUUUCCAUCACCCCGCCCCCUUCUUCCUCCUUCCAUCACCCGCCCCAUUCUCCCGCUUUCGAUCACCCCGCUCCAUUCUCCCGCUUUCCAUCUCCCUUCCCCAUUCUCCCGCUUUCCAUCACCCCGCCCCAUUCUCCCGCUUUCCAUCACCCCGCCCCAUUCUCCCGCUUCCCAUCAUCCCGCCCCAUUCCCCCGCUUUCCAUCACCCCUCCCCAUUCUCCCUCCUUCCAUCACCCCGCCCCAUUCUCCCGCUUUCCAUCACCCCGCCCCAUUCUCCCUCCUUCCAUCACCCCGCCCCAUUCUCCCUCCUUCCAUCACCCCGCCCCAUUCUCCCGCUUUCCAUCACCCCGCCCCAUUCUCCCGCUUCCCAUAACCCCAACCCAUUCUCCUGCUUUCCAUCACCCCGCCACAAUCUUCCACUUUCCAUCACCCCGCACCCUUCUCUCUCCUUCCAUCACCCCGCCCCAUUCUCCCUCUUUCCAUCACCCCGCCCCAUUCUCCCGCUUUCCAUCAGCCCGCCCCAUUCUCCCGCUUUCCAUCACCCCUCCCCUUUCUCCCCCUUUCCAUCUCCCCGCCCCAUUCUCCCGCUUUCCAUCACCCCGCCCCAUUCUCCCGCUUUCCAUCACCCCGCCCCAUUCUUCCGCUUCCCAUCAUCCCGCCCCAUUCCCCCGCUUUCCAUCACCCCUCCCCAUUCUCCCUCCUUCUAUCACCCCGCCCCAUUCUCUCGCUUUCCAUCACCCCGCCCCAUUCUCCCGCUUUCCAUCACCCCGACCCAUUCUCCCGCUUUCCAUCACCCCGCCCCAUUCUCCCUCCUUCCAUCACCCCGCCCCAUUCUCCCGCUUUCCAUCCCCCCGCCCCAUUCUCCCUCCUUCCAUCACCCCGCCCCUUUCUCCCGCUUUCCAUCUCCCCGCCCCAUUCUCCCGCUUUCCAUCACCCGCCCCAUUCUCCCGCUUUCCAUCACCUCGCCCCAUUCUCCCGCUUUCCAUCACCCCGCCCCAUUCUUCUGCUUUCUAUCACCCCGCCCCAUUCUCCCGCUUUCCAUCACCCUGCCCCAUUCACCCGCUUUCCAUCACCGGCCCCAUUCUCCCGCUUUCCAUCACCCCGCCCCAUUCUCCCACUUUCCAUCACCCCGCCCCAUUCUCCCGCUUUUCAUCACCCCGCCCCAUUCUCCCGCUUUCCAACACCCCGGCCCAUUCUCUCGCUUUCCAUCACCCCGCCCCCUUCUUCCUCCUUCCAUCACCCCGCCCCGUUCUCCCUCCUUCCUUCACCCCGCCCCAUUCUCCCGCUUUCCAUCACCCUGCCCCAUUCUCCCGCUUUCCAUCACCCCGCACCAUUCUCCCGCUUUCCAUCACCCCGCCCCAUUCUCCCGCUUUCCAUCACCCCGCCCCAUUCUCCCGCUUUCCAUCACCCCGCGCCAUUCUCCCACUAACCAUCACCCCGCCCCUUUCUCCCACUAACCAUCACCCCGCCCCUUUCUCCCGCUUUCCAUCUCCCUGCCCCAUUCUCCCGCUUUCCAUCACCCCGCCCCAUUCUCCCGCUUUCCAUCACCCCGCCCCAUUCUCCCGCUUCCCAUCAUCCCGCCCCAUUCCCCCGCUCUCCAUCACCCCUCCCCAUUCUCCCUCCUUCCAUCACCCCGCCCCAUUCUCCCGCUUUCCAUUACACGCCCCAUUCUCCCGCUUUCCAUCACCUCGCCCCAUCUCCCGCUUUCCAUCACCCCGCCCCAUUCUCUUGCUUUCCAUCACCCCGCCCCAUUCACCCGCUUUCCAUCACCUGCCCCAUUCUCCCACUUUCCAUCACCCCGCCCCAUUCUCCCACUUUCCAUCACCCCGCCCCAUUCUCCCGCUUUUCAUCACCCCGCCCCAUUCUCCCGCUUUCCAACACCCCGCCCCAUUCUCCCGCUUUCCAUCAACCCGCCCCAUUCUUCCGCUUCCCAUCAUCCCGCCCCAUUCCCCCGCUUUCCAUCACCCCUCCCCAUUCUCCCUCCUUCCAUCACCCCGCCCCUUUCUCCCGCUUUCCAUCUCCCCGCCCCAUUCUCCCGCUUUCCAUCACCCGCCCCAUUCUCCCGCUUUCCAUCACCUCGCCCCAUUCUCCCGCUCUCCAUCACCCCGCCCCAUUCUUCUGCUUUCCAUCACCCCGCCCUAUUCUCCCGCUUUCCAUCACCCUGCCCCAUUCACCCGCUUUCCAUCACCCGCCCCAUUCUCCCGCUUUCCAUCACCCCGCCCCAUUCUCCCGCUUUCCAUCACCCCGCCCCAUUCUCCCGCUUUUCAUCACCCCGCCCCAUUCUCCCGCUUUCCAACACCCCGGCCCAUUCUCUCGCUUUCCAUCACCCCGCCCCCUUCUUCCUCUUUCCACCACCCCGCCCCGUUCUCCCUCCUUCCUUCACCCCGCCCCAUUCUCCCGCUUUCCAUCACCCUGCCCCAUUCUCCCGCUUUCCAUCACCCCGCACCAUUCUCCCGCUUUCCAUCACCCCGCCCCAUUCUCCCGCUUUCCAUCACCCCGCCCCAUUCUCCCGCUUUCCAUCACCCUGCGCCAUUCUUCCGCUUUCCAUCACCCCGCCCCCUUCUCCCUCCUUCCAUCACCCCGCCCCAUUCUCCCUCCUUCCAUCACCCCGCCCCAUUCUCCCGCUUUCCAUCAGCCCGCCCCAUUCUCCCGCUUUCCAACACCCCGGCCCAUUCUCUCGCUUUCCAUCACCCCGCCCCCUUCUUCCUCCUUCCAUCACCCCGCCCCGUUCUCCCUCCUUCCUUCACCCCGCCCCAUUCUCCCGCUUUCCAUCACCCUGCCCCAUUCUCCCGCUUUCCAUCACCCCGCACCAUUCUCCCGCUUUCCAUCACCCCGCCCCAUUCUCCCGCUUUCCAUCACCGCGCCCCAUUCUCCCGCUUUCCAUCACCCCGCGCCAUUCUCCCACUAACCAUCACCCCGCCCCUUUCUCCCACUAACCAUCACCCCGCCCCUUUCUCCCGCUUUCCAUCUCCCUGCCCCAUUCUCCCGCUUUCCAUCACCCCGCCCCAUUCUCCCGCUUUCCAUCACCCCGCCCCAUUCUCCCGCUUCCCAUCAUCCCGCCCCAUUCCCCCGCUCUCCAUCACCCCUCCCCAUUCUCCCUCCUUCCAUCACCCCGCCCCAUUCUCCCGCUUUCCAUUACACGCCCCAUUCUCCCGCUUUCCAUCACCUCGCCCCAUCUCCCGCUUUCCAUCACCCCGCCCCAUUCUCUUGCUUUCCAUCACCCCGCCCCAUUCACCCGCUUUCCAUCACCUGCCCCAUUCUCCCACUUUCCAUCACCCCGCCCCAUUCUCCCACUUUCCAUCACCCCGCCCCAUUCUCCCGCUUUUCAUCACCCCGCCCCAUUCUCCCGCUUUCCAACACCCCGCCCCAUUCUCCCGCUUUCCAUCAACCCGCCCCAUUCUUCCGCUUCCCAUCAUCCCGCCCCAUUCCCCCGCUUUCCAUCACCCCUCCCCAUUCUCCCUCCUUCCAUCACCCCGCCCCUUUCUCCCGCUUUCCAUCUCCCCGCCCCAUUCUCCCGCUUUCCAUCACCCGCCCCAUUCUCCCGCUUUCCAUCACCUCGCCCCAUUCUCCUGCUUUCCAUCACCCCGCCCCAUUCUUCUGCUUUCCAUCACCCCGCCCCAUUCUCCCGCUUUCCAUCACCCUGCCCCAUUCACCCGCUUUCCAUCACCCGCCCAAAUCUCCCGCUUUCCAUCACCCCGCCCCAUUCUCCCGCUUUCCAUCACCCCGCCCCAUUCUCCCGCUUUUCAUCACCCCGCCCCAUUCUCCCGCUUUCCAACACCCCGGCCCAUUCUCUCGCUUUCCAUCACCCCGCCCCCUUCUUCCUCUUUCCACCACCCCGCCCCGUUCUCCCUCCUUCCUUCACCCCGCCCCAUUCUCCCGCUUUCCAUCACCCUGCCCCAUUCUCCCGCUUUCCAUCACCCCGCACCGUUCUCCCGCUUUCCAUCACCCCGCCCCAUUCUCCCGCUUUCCAUCACCCCGCCCCAUUCUCCCGCUUUCCAUCACCCCGCGCCAUUCUUCCGCUUUCCAUCACCCCGCCCCCUUCUCCCUCCUUCCAUCACCCCGCCCCAUUCUCCCUCCUUCCAUCACCCCGCCCCAUUCUCCCGCUUUCCAUCAGCCCGCCCCAUUCUCCCGCUUUCCAUCACCCCGCCCCUUUCUCCCGCUUUCCAUCUCCCUGCCCCAUUCUCCCGCUUUCCAUCACCUCGCCCCAUUCUCCCGCUUUCCAUCACCCCGCCCCAUUCUCCCGCUUCCCAUCAUCCCGCCCCGUUCCCCCGCUUUCCAUCACCCCUCCCCAUUCUCCCUCCUUCCAUCACCCCGCCCCAUUCUCCCGCUUUCCAUUACACGCCCCAUUCUCCCGCUUUCCAUCACCUCGCCCCAUCUCCCGCUUUCCAUCACCCCGCCCCAUUCUCCUGCUUUCCAUCACCCCGCCCCAUUCACCCACUUUCCAUCACCCGCCCAAUUCUCCCGCCUUCCAUCACCCCGCCCCAUUCUCCCACUUUCCAUCACCCCGCCUCAUUUUCCCGCUUUCUAUCACCCUGCCCCAUUCUCACACUUUCCAUCACCCUGCCCCAAUCUCCCGCAUUCCAUCACCCCGCCCCAUUCUCCCUCCUUCCAUCACCCCGCCCCAUUCUCCCGCUUUCCAUCACCCCGCCCCAUUCUCCCGCUUUCCAUAACCUCGCCCCAUUAUCCCUCCUUCUAUCACCCGCCCCGUUCUCCCUCCUUCCAUCACCCCGCCCCUUUCUCCUUCCUUCCAUCACCCCGCCCUAUUCUCCCGCUUUCCAACAGCCCGCCCCAUUCUCCCGCUUUCCAUCACCCCGCCCCAUUCUCCCGCUUUCCAUCACCCCGCCCCAUUCUCCCGCUUUCCAUCACCCCGCCCCAUUCUCCCGCUUUCCAUCACCCCGCCCCAUUCUCCCGCUUUCCGUCACCCCGCCCUAUUCUCCCGCUUUCCAUCACCCCGCUCCAUUCUCCCGCUUUCCAUCACCCCGCCCCAUUCUCCCGCUUUCCAUCUCCCCGCCCCAUUCUCCCUCCUUCCAUCACCCCGCCUCAUUCUACCUCCUUCCAUCACCCCGCCCCAUGCUCCCGCUUUCCAUCAUCCCGCCCCAUUCUCCCACUUUCCAUCACCCCGCCCCAUUCUCCCUCCUUCCAUCACCCCGCCCCAUUCUCCCGCUUUCCAUCAGCCCACCCCAUUCUCCCGCUUUCCAUCUCCCCGCCCCAUUCUACCUCCUUCCAUUACCCCGCUACAUGCUCCCACUUUCCAUCACCCCGCCCCAUUCUCCCGCUUUCCAUCACCCCGCCCCAUUCUCCCUCCUUCCAUCACACCGCCCCAUUCUCCCGCUUUCCAUCACCGCGCCCCAUUCUCCCACUUUCCAUCACCCCGCCCCAUUCUCCCGUUUUCCAUCACCCCGCCCCAUUCUCCCUCCUUCCAUCACCCCGCCCCAUUCUCCCGCUUUCCAUCACCCCGCCCCAUUCUCCCUCCUUCCAUCACCCUGCCCCAUUCUCCCGCUUUCCAUCACCCCGCGCUCCGCCCCCUUCUCCCUCCUUCCAUCACCCCGCCCCAUUCUUCCUCCUUCCAUCACCCCGCCCCAUUCUCCAGCUUUCCAUCAGCCCGCCCCUUUCUCCCGCUUUCCAUCUCCCUGCCCCAUUCUCCCUCCUUCCAUCACCCCGCCCCCUUCUCCCUCCUUCCAUCACCCCGCCCCAUUCUUCCGCUUUCCAUCACCCCGCCCCAUUCUCCAGCUUUCCAUCAGCCCGCCCCUUUCUCCCGCUUUCCAUCUCCCUGCCCCAUUCUCCCUCCUUCCAUCACCCCGCCCCCUUCUCCCUCCUUCCAUCACCCCGCCCCCUUCUCCCUCCUUCCAUCACCCCGCCCCAUUCUUCCUCCUUCCAUCACCCCGCCCCAUUCUCCAGCUUUCCAUCAGCCCGCCCCUUUCUCCCGCUUUCCAUCUCCCUGCCCCAUUCUCCCGCUUUCCAUCAACCCGCCCCAUUCUCCCGCUUUCCAUCACCCCGCCCCAUUCUCCCGCUUUCCAUCACCCCGCCCUAUUCUUCUGCUUUCCAUCACCCCGCCCCAUUCUCCUGCUUUCCAUCACCCCGCCCCAUUCACCCGCUUUCCAUCACCCCGCCCUAUUCUUCUGCUUUCCAUCACCCCGCCCCAUUCUCUCGCUUUCCAUCACCCCGCACCCUUCUUCCUCCUUCCAUCACCCGCCCCAUUCUCCCGCUUUCCAUCACCCCGCCCCAUUCUCCCGCUUCCCAUCACCCCGCUUCAUUCUCCCGCUUUCCAUCACCCCGCCCCAUUCUCCCGCUUCCCAUAACCCCACCCCAUUCUCCCGAUUUCCAUCACCCCGCCACAUUUUCCCACUUUCCAUCACCCCGCCCCCUUCUCUCUCCUUCCAUCACCCCGCCCCAUUCUCCCUCCUUCCAUCACCCCGCCCCAUUCUCCCGCUUUCCAUCAGCCCGCCCCAUUCUCCCGCUUUCCAUCACCCCGCCCCUUUCUCCCGCUUUCCAUCUCCCCGCCCCAUUCUCCCGCUUUCCAUCACACGGCCCCAUUCUCCCGCUUUCCAUCACCCCGCCCCAUUCUUCCGCUUCCCAUCAUCCCGCCCCAUUCCCCCGCUUUCCAUCACCCCUCCCCAUUCUCCCUCCUUCCAUCACCCCGACCCAUUCUCCCACUUUCCAUCACCCGCCCCAUUCUCCCGCUUUCCAUCACCUCGCCCCACUCUCCCGCUUUCCAUCACCCCGCCCCAUUCUUCUGCUUUCCAUCACCCCGCCCCAUUCUCCCGCUUUCCAUCACCCUGCCCCAUUCUCCCGAUUUCCAUCACCCCGCCCCAUUCUCCCGCUUUCCAUCACCCGCCCCAUUCUCCCGCUUUCCAUCACUCCGCCCCAUUCUCCCGCUUUCCAUCACCCGCCCCAUUCUCCCGCUUUUCAUCACCCCGCCCCAUUCUCCCGCUUUCCAACACCCCUGCCCAUUCUCUCGCUUACCAUCACCCCGCCCCCUUCUUCCUCCUUCCAUCACCCCGCCCCAUUCUCCCUCCUUCCUUCACCCCGCCCCAUUCUCCCGCUUUCCAUCACCCUGCCCCAUUCUCCCGCUUUCCAUCACCCCGCCCCAUUCUCCCGCUUUUCCAUCACCCCGUCCCAUUCUCCCUCCUUCCAUCACCCCGCCCCAUUCUCCCGCUUUCCAUCACCCCGCCCCAUUCUCCCGCUUUCCAUCACCCCGCCCUCUUCUCCCUCCUUCCAUCACCCCGCCCCAUUCUCCCUCCUUCCAUCACCCCGCCCCAUUCUCCCGCUUUCCAUCAGCCCGCCCCAUUCUCCCGCUUUCCAUCACCCCGCCCCUUUCUCCCGCUGUCCAUCUCCGUGCCCCAUUCUCCCGCUUUCCAUCACCCCGCCCCAUUCUCCCGCUUUCCAUCACCCCGCCCCAUUCUCCCGCUUCCCAUCAUCCCGCCCCAUUCUCCCGCUUUCUAUCACCCCGCCCCAUUCUCCCUCCUUCCAUCACCCCGCCCCAUUCUCCCGCUUUCCAUCACCCCGCCCCAUUCUCCCGCUUUCCACCACCCUACCCCCUUCUCCCUCCUUCCAUCACCCCGCCCCAUUCUCCCUCCUUCCAUCACCCCGCCCCAUUCUCCCGCUUUCCAUCAGCCCGCCCCACUCUCCCGCUUUCCAUCACCCCGCCCCUUUCUCCCGCUUUCCAUCUCCCUACCCCAUUCUCCCGCUUUCCAUCACCCCGCCCCAUUCUCCCGCUUUCCAUCACCCCGCCCCAUUCUCCCGCUUCCCAUCAUCCCGCCCCAUUCCCCCGCUUUCCAUCACCCCUCCCCAUUCUCCCCUCUUCCAUCACCCCGCCCCAUUCUCCCGCUUUCCAUCACCCCGCCCCAUUCUCCCUCCUUCCAUCACCCCGCCCCAUUCUCCCUCCUUCCAUCACCCCGCCCCAUUCUCCCGCUUUCCAUCACCCCGCCCCAUUCUCCCGCUUCCCAUAACCCCACCCCAUUCUCACGCUUUCCAUCACCCCGCCACAAUCUUCCACUUUCCAUCAACCCGCCCCCUUCUCUCUCCUUCCAUCACCCCGCCCCAUUCUCCCUCCUUCCAUCACCCAGCCCCAUUCUCCCGCUUUCCAUCAGCUCGCCCCAUUCUCCCGCUUUCCAUCACCCCUCCCCAUUUCUCCCGCUUUCCAUCUCCCCGGCCCAUUCUCCCGCUUUCCAUCACCCCGCCCCAUUCUCCCGCUUUCCAUCACCCCGCCCCAUUCUUCCGCUUCCCAUCAUCCCGCCCCAUUCCCCCGCUUUCCAUCACCCCUCCCCAUUCUCCCUCCUUCUAUCACCCCGCCCCAUUCUCUCACUUUCCAUCACCCCGCCCCAUUCUCCCGCUUUCCAUCACCCCGACCCAUUCUCCCGCUUUCCAUCACCCCGCCCCAUUCUCCCUCCUUCCAUCACCCCGCCCCAUUCUCCCGCUUUCCAUCACCCCGCCCCAUUCUCCCUCCUUCCAUCACCCCGCCCCAUUCUCCCUCCUUCCUUCACCCCGCCCCAUUCUCCCGCUUUCCAUCACCCUGCCCCAUUCUCCCGCUUUCCAUCACCCCGCCCCAUUCUCCCGCUUUUCCAUCACCCCGCCCCAUUCUCCCUCCUUCCAUCACCCCGCCCCAUUCUCCCGCUUUCCAUCACCCCGCCCCAUUCUCCCACUUUCCAUCAGCCCGCCCCCUUCUCCCUCCUUCCAUCACCCCGCCCCAUUCUCCCUCCUUCCAUCACCCCGCCCCAUUCUGCCGCUUUCCAUCAGCCCGCCCCAUUCUCCCGCUUUCCAUCACCCCGCCCCUUUCUCCCGCUUUCCAUCUCCCUGCCCCAUUCUCCAGCUUUCCAUCACCCCGCCCCAUUCUCCCGCUUUCCAUCACCCCGCCCCAUUCUCCCGCUUCCCAUCAUCCCGCCCCAUUCUCCCGCUUUCUAUCACCCCGCCCCAUUCUCCCUCCUUCCAUCACCCCGCCCCAUUCUCCCGCUUUCCAUCACCCCGCCCCAUUCUCCCGCUUUCCACCACCCCGCCCCCUUCUCCCUCCUUCCAUCACCCCGCCCCAUUCUCCCUCCUUCCAUCACCCCGCCCCAUUCUCCCGCUUUCCAUCAGCCCGCCCCAUUCUCCCGCUUUCCAUCACCCCGCCCCUUUCUCCCGCUUUCCAUCUCCCUGCCCCAUUCUCCCGCUUUCCAUCACCCCGCCCCAUUCUCCCGCUUUCCAUCACCCCGCCCCAUUCUCCCGCUUCCCAUCAUCCCGCCCCAUUCCCCCGCUUUCCAUCAGCCCGCCCCCUUCUCCCUCCUUCCAUCACCCCGCCCCAUUCUCCCUCCUUCCAUCACCCCGCCCCAUUCUCCCGCUUUCCAUCAGCCCGCCCCAUUCUCCCGCUUUCCAUCACCCCGCCCCUUUCUCCCGCUUUCCAUCUCCCUGCCCCAUUCUCCAGCUUUCCAUCACCCCGCCCCAUUCUCCCGCUUUCCAUCACCCCGCCCCAUUCUCCCGCUUCCCAUCAUCCCGCCCCAUUCUCCCGCUUUCUAUCACCCCGCCCCAUUCUCCCUCCUUCCAUCACCCCGCCCCAUUCUCCCGCUUUCCAUCACCCCGCCCCAUUCUCCCGCUUUCCACCACCCCGCCCCCUUCUCCCUCCUUCCAUCACCCCGCCCCAUUCUCCCUCCUUCCAUCACCCCGCCCCAUUCUCCCGCUUUCCAUCAGCCCGCCCCAUUCUCCCGCUUUCCAUCACCCCGCCCCUUUCUCCCGCUUUCCAUCUCCCUGCCCCAUUCUCCCGCUUUCCAUCACCCCGCCCCAUUCUCCCGCUUUCCAUCACCCCGCCCCAUUCUCCCGCUUCCCAUCAUCCCGCCCCAUUCCCCCGCUUUCCAUCACCCCUCCCCAUUCUCCCCUCUUCCAUCACCCCACCCCAUUCUCCCGCCUUCCAUCACCCCACCCCAUUCUCCCGCCUUCCAUCACCCCGCCCCAUUCUCCCUCCUUCCAUCACCCGGCCCCAUUCUCCCUCCUUCCAUCACCCCGCCCCAUUCUCCCGCUUUCCAUCACCCCGCCCCAUUCUUCCGCUUCCCAUCAUCCCGCCCCAUUCCCCCGCUUUCCAUCACCCCUCCCCAUUCUCCCUCCUUCUAUCACCCCGCCCCAUUCUCUCACUUUCCAUCACCCCGCCCCAUUCUCCCGCUUUCCAUCACCCCGACCCAUUCUCCCGCUUUCUAUCACCCCGCCCCAUUCUCCCUCCUUCCAUCACCCCGGCCCAUUCUCCCGAUUUCCAUCACCCCGCCCCAUUCUCCCUCCUUCCAUCACCCCGCCCCAUUCUCCCUCAUUCCAUCACCCCGCUCCAUUCUCCCGCUUUCCAUCACCCCGCGCCAUUCUCCCGCUUCCCAUAACCCCACCCCAUUCUCCCGCUUUCCAUCACCCCGCCACAUUUUCCCACUUUCCAUCACCCCGCCCCCUUCUCUCUCCUUCCAUCACCCCGCCCCAUUCUCCCUCCUUCCAUCACCCCGCCCCAUUCUCCCGCUUUCCAUCAGCCCGCCCCAUUCUCCCGCUUUCCAUCACCCCGCCCCUUUCUCCCGCUUUCCAUCUCCCCGCCCCAUUCUCCCGCUUUCCAUCAGACCGCCCCAUUCUCCCGCUUUCCAUCACCCCGCCCCAUUCUUCCGCUUCCCAUCAUCCCGCCCCAUUCCCCCGCUUUCCAUCACCCCUCCCCAUUCUCCCUCCUUCCAUCACCCCGCCCCUUUCUCCCGCUUUCCAUCUCCCGCCCCAUUCUCCCGCUUUCCAUCACCCGCCCCAUUCUCCCGCUUUCCAUCACCUCGCCCCAUUAUCCCGCUUUCCAUCACCCCGCCCCAUUCUUCUGCUUUCCAUCACCCCGCCCCAUUCUCCCGCUUUCCAUCACCCUGCCCCAUUCACCCGCUUUCCAUCACCCGCCCCAUUCUCCCGCUUUCCAUCACACCGCCCCAUUCUCCCGCUUUCCAUCACCCCGCCCCAUUCUCCCGCUUUUCGUCACCCCGCCCCAUUCUCCCGCUUUCCAACACCCCGGCCCAUUCUCUCGCUUUCCAUCACCCCGCCCCCUUCUUCCUCCUUCCAUCACCCCGCCCCAUUCUCCCUCCUUCCUUCACCCCGCCCCAUUCUCCCGCUUUCCAUCACCCUGCCCCCAUUCCUCCGCUUUCCAUCACCCCGCACCAUUCUCCCACUUUCCAUCACCCCGCCCCAUUCUCCCGCUUUCCAUCACCCUGCCCCAUUCUCCCGCUUUCCAUCACCCCGCUCCAUUCUUCCCCUUUCCAUCACCCCGCCCCCUUCUCCCUCCUUCCAUCACCCCGCCCCAUUCUCCCUCCUUCCAUCACCCCGCCCCAUUCUCCCGCUUUCCAUUACCCGCCCCAUUCUCCCGCUUUCCAUCACCUCGCCCCAUCUCCCGCAUUCCAUCACCCCGCCCUAUUCUUUUGCUUUCCAUCACCCCGCCCCAUUCUCCUGCUUUCCAUCACCCCGCCCCAUUCACCCACUUUCCAUCACCCCGCCCUUUUCUUCUGCUUUCCAUCACCCCGCCCCAUUCUCUCGCUUUCCAUCACCCCGCACCCUUCUUCCUCCUUCCAUCACCCGCCCCAUUCUCCCGCUUUCCAUCACCCCGCCCCAUUCUCCCGCUUUCCAUCACCCCGCUUCAUUCUCCCGCUUUCCAUCACCCCGCCCCAUUCUCCCGCUUCCCAUAACCCCGCCCCAUUCUCCGGCUUUCCAUCACCUCGCCACAUUUUUCUCACUUUCCAUCACCCCGCCCCCUUCUCUCUCCUUCCAUCACCCCGCCCCAUUCUCCCUCCUUCCAUCACCCCGCCCCAUUCUCCUGCUUUCCAUCAGCCCGCCCCAUUCUCCCGCUUUCCAUCACCCCGCCCCUUUCUCCCGCUUUCCAUCUCCCUGCCCCAUUCUCCCGCUUUCCAUCACACGGCCCCAUUCUCCCGCUUUCCAUCACCCCGCCCCAUUCUUCCGCUUCCCAUCAUCCCGCCCCAUUCCCCCGCUUUCCAUCACCCCUCCCCAUUCUCCCUCCUUCCAUCACCCCGCCCCAUUCUCCCACUUUCCAUCACCCGCCCCAUUCUCCCGCUUUCCAUCACCUCGCCCCACUCUCCCGCUUUCUAUCACCCUGCCCCAUUCUUCUGCUUUCCAUCACCCCGCCCUAUUCUCCCGCUUUCCAUCACCCUGCCCCAUUCUCCCGCUUUCCAUCACCCCGCCCCAUUCUCCCGCUUUCCAUCACCCGCCCCAUUCUCCCGCUUUCCAUCACCCCGCCCCAUUCUCCCGCUUUCCAUCAUCCCGCCCCAUUCUCCCGCUUUUCAUCACCCCGCCCCAUUCUCCCGCUUUCCAACACCCCAGCCCAUUCUCUCGCUUACCAUCACCCCGCCCCCUUCUUCCUCCUUCCAUCACCCCGCCCCAUUCUCCCUCCUUCCUUCACCCCGCCCCAUUCUCCCGCUUUCCAUCACCCUGCCCCAUUCUCCCGCUUUCCAUCACCCCGCCCCAUUCUCCCGCUUUUCCAUCACCCCGCCCCAUUCUCCCUCCUUCCAUCACCCCGCCCCAUUCUCCCGCUUUCCAUCACCCCGCCCCAUUCUCCCGCUUUCCAUCACCCCGCCCCCUUCUCCCUCCUUCCAUCACCCCGCCCCAUUCUCCCUCCUUCCAUCACCCCGCCCCAUUCUCCCGCUUUCCAUCAGCCCGCCCCAUUCUCCCGCUUUCCAUCACCCCGCCCCUUUCUCCCGCUUUCCAUCUCCGUGCCCCAUUCUCCCGCUUUCCAUCACCCCGCCCCAUUCUCCCGCUUUCCAUCACCCCGCCCCAUUCUCCCGCUUCCCAUCAUCCCGCCCCAUUCUCCCGCUUUCUAUCACCCCGCCCCAUUCUCCCUCCUUCCAUCACCCCGCCCCAUUCUCCCGCUUUCCAUCACCCCGCCCCAUUCUCCCGCUUUCCACCACCCCGCCCCCUUCUCCCUCCUUCCAUCACCUCGCCCCAUUCUCCCUCCUUCCAUCACCCCGCCCCAUUCUCCCGCUUUCCAUCAGCCCGCCCCAUUCUCCCACUUUCCAUCACCCCGCCCCUUUCUCCCACUUUCCAUCUCCCUGCCCCAUUCUCCCGCUUUCCAUCACCCCGCCCCAUUCUCCCGCUUUCCAUCACCCCGCCCCAUUCUCCCGCUUCCCAUCAUCCCGCCCCAUUCCCCCGCUUUCCUUCACCCCUCCCCAUUCUCCCCUCUUCCAUCACCCCGCCCCAUUCUCCCGCUUUCCAUCACCCCGCCCCAUUCUCCCUCCUUUUAUCACCCCGCCCCAUUCUCCCUCCUUCCAUCACCCCGCCCCAUUCUCCCGCUUUCCAUCACCCAGCCCCAUUCUCCCGCUUCCCAUAACCCCACCCCAUUCUCACGCUUUCCAUCACCCCCCCACAUUCUUCCACUUUCCAUCACCCCGCCCCCUUCUCUCUCCUUCCAUCACCCCGCCCCAUUCUCCCUCCUUCCAUCACCCCGCCCCAUUCUCCCGCUUUCCAUCAGCUCGCCCCAUUCUCCCGCUUUCCAUCACCCCUCCCCUUUCUCCCGCUUUCCAUCUCCCCGCCCCGUUCUCCCGCUUUCCAUCACCCCGCCCCAUUCUCCCGCUUUCCAUCACCCCGCCCCAUUCUUCCGCUUCCCAUCAUCCCGCCGCAUCCCCCCACUUUCCAUCACCCCUCCCCAUUCUCCCUCCUUCUAUCACCCCGCCCCAUUCUCUCACUUUCCAUCACCCCGCCCCAUUCUCCCGCUUUCCAUCACCCCGACCCAUUCUCCCGCUUUCCAUCACCCCGCCCCAUUCUCCCUCCUUCCAUCACCCCGCCCCAUUCUCCCGCUUUCCAUCACCCCGCCCCAUUCUCCAUCCUUCCAUCACCCUGCCCCAUUCUCCCUCAUUCCAUCACCCCGCUCCAUUCUCCCGCUUUCCAUCACCCCGCGCCAUUCUCCCGCUUCCCAUAACCCCACCCCAUUCUCCCGCUUUCCAUCACCCCGCCACAUUUUCCCACUUUCCAUCACCCCGCCCCAUUCUCCCUCCUUCCAUCACCCCGCCCCAUUCUCCCGCUUUCCAUCACCCCGCCCCAUUCUCCCGCUUUCCAUCACCCCGCCCCCUACUCCCUCCUUCCAUCACCCCGCCCCAUUCUCCCUCCUUCCAUCACCCCGCCCCAUUCUCCCGCUUUCCAUCAGCCCGCCCCAUUCUCCAGCUUUCCAUCACCCCGCCCCUUUCUCCCGCUUUCCAUCUCCCCGCCCCAUUCUCCCGCUUUCCAUCAGACCGCCCCAUUCUCCCGCUUUCCAUCACCCCGCCCCAUUCUUCCGCUUCCCAUCAUCCCGCCCCAUUCCCCCGCUUUCCAUCACCCCUCCCCAUUCUUCCUCCUUCCAUCACCCUGCCCCUUUCUCCCGCUUUCCAUCUCCCCGCCCCAUUCUCCCGCUUUCCAUCAGACCGCCCCAUUCUCCCGCUUUCCAUCACCCCGCCCCAUUCUUCUGCUUUCCAUCACCCCGCCCCAUUCACCCGCUUUCCAUCACCCUGCCCCAUUCACCCGCUUUCCAUCAUCCGCCCCAUUCUCCCGCUUUCCAUCACACCGCCCCAUUCUCCCGCUUUCCAUCACCCCGCCCCAUUCUCCCGCUUUUCAUCACCCCGCCCCAUUCUCCCGCUUUCCAACACCCCGGCCCAUUCUCUCGCUUUCCAUCACCCCGCCCCCUUCUUCCUCUUUCCAUCACCCCGCCCCAUUCUCCCUCCUUCCUUCACCCCGCCCCAUUCUCCCGCUUUUCAUCACCCUGCCCCAUUCCUCCGCUUUCCAUCACCCCGCACCAUUCUCCCACUUUCCAUCACCCCGCCCCAUUCUCCCGCUUUCCAUCACCCUGCCCCAUUCUCCCGCUUUCCAUCACCCCGCGCCAUUCUUCCGCUUUCCAUCACCCCGCCCCCUUCUCCCUCCUUCCAUCACCCCGCCCCAUUCUCCCUCCUUCCAUCACUCCCCAUUCUCCCGCUUUCCAUCAGCCCGCCCCAUUCUCCCGCUUUCCAUCACCCCGCCCCUUUCUCCCGCUUUCCAUCUCCCUGCCCCAUUCUCCCGCUUUCCAUCACCCCGCCCCAUUCUCCCGCUUUCCAUCACCCCGCCCCAUUCUCCCGCUUCCCAUCAUCCCGCCCCAUUCCCCCGCUUUCCAUCACCCCUCCCCAUUCUCCCUCCUUCCAUCACCCUGCCCCAUUCUCCCGCUUUCCAUUACACGCCCCAUUCUCCCGCUUUCCAUCACCCCGCCCCAUUCUCCUGCUUUCCAUCACCCAGCCCCAUUCACCCGCUUUCCAUCACCCGCCCCAUUCUCCCGCUUUCCAUCACCCCGCCCCAUUCUCCCACUUUCCAUCACCCCGCCCCAUUCUCCCGCUUUUCAUCACCCCGCCCCAUUCUCCCGCUUUCCAACACCCCGCCCCAUUCUCCCGCUUUCCAUCACCCCGCCCCAUUCUCCCGCUUUCCAUCACCCCGCCCCAUUCUCCCUCCUUCCAUCACCCCGCCUCAUUCUCCCUGCUUCCAUCACCCCGCCCCAUUCUCCCGCUUUCCAUCACCCCGCCCCGUUCUCCCGCUUUCCAUCACCCAGCCCCAUUCUCCCACUUUCCAUCACCCCGCCCCAUUUUCCCGCUUUCUAUCACCCUGCCCCAUUCUCACGCUUUCCAUCACCCUGCCCCAUUCUCACGCUUUCCAUCACCCUGCCCCAUUCUCCCGCUUUCCAUAACCCCGCCCCAUUCUCCCUCCUUCCAUCAGCCGCCCCGUUCUCCCUCCUUCCAUCACCCCGCCCCUUUCUCCCUCCUUCCAUCACCCCGCCCUAUUCUCCCGCUUUCCAUCAGCCCGCCCCAUUCUCCCGCUUUCCAUCACCCCACCCCAUUCUCCCGCCUUCCAUCACCCCGCCCCAUUCUCCCGCUUUCCAUCACCCCGCCUCAUUCUCCCGCUUUCGAUCACCCCACCCCAUUCUCUCGCUUUCCAUCACCCCGCCCCAUUCUCCCGCUUUCCAUCUCCCCGCCCCAUUCUCCCUCCUUCCAUCACCCCGCCUCAUUCUACCUCCUUCCAUCACCCCGCCCCAUGCUCCCGCUUUCCAUCACCCCGCCCCAUUCUACCGCUUUCCAUCACCCCGCCCCAUUCUCCCUCCUUCCAUCACCCCGCCCCAUUCUCCUGCUUUCCAUCAGCCCACCCCAUCCUCCCGCUUUCCAUCUCCCCGCCCCAUUCUCCCUCCUUCCAUCACCCCGCCUCAUUUUACCUCCUUUCAUCACCCCGCCCCAUGCUCCCGCUUUCCAUCACACCGCCCCAUUCUCCCGCUUUCGAUCACCGCGCCCCAUUCUCCUGCUUUCCAUCACCCCGCCCCAUUCUCCCGCUUUCCAUCACCCCGCCCCAUUCUCCCUCCUUCCAUCACCCCGCCCCAUUCUCCCGCUUUCCAUCACCCCGCGCUAUUCUCCCUCCUUCCAUCACCCCGCCCCAUUCUCCCGCUUUCCAUCACCCCGCCCCAUUCUCCCGCUUCCCAUAACCCCACCUCAUUCUCCCGCUUUCCAUCACCCCGCCACAUUCUCCCGCUUUCCAUCACCCCGCCCUAUUUUCCAUCCUUCCAUCACCCCGCCCCGUUCUCCCGCUUUUCAUCACCCCGCCCCAUUCUCCCGCUUUCCAUCACGCCGCCCCCUUCUCCCUCCUUCCAUCACCCCGCCCCAUUCUCCCUCCUUCCAUCACCCCGCCCCAUUCUCCCGCUUUCCAUCAGCCCGCCUCUUUCUCCUGCUUUCCAUCUCCCUGCCCCAUUCUCCCGCUUCCCAUCAUCCCGCCCCGUUCCCCCGCUUUCCAUCACCCCUCCCCAUUCUCCCUCCUUCUAUCACCCCGCCCCAUUCUCGAGCUUUCCAUUACCCGCCCCAUUCUCCCGCUUUCUAUCACCUCGCCCCAUCUCCCGCUUUCCAUCACCCCGCCCUAUUCUUCUGCUUUCCAUCACCCGGCCCUAUUCUCCUGCUUUCCAUCACCCCGCCCCAUUCACCCGCUUUCCAUCACCCGCCCCAUUCUCCUGCUUUCCAUCACCCCGCUCCAUUCUCCCGCUUUCCAUCACUCCGCCCCAUUCUCCCGCUUUCCAUCACCCCGCCCCAUUCUCCUGCUUUCCAUGACCCCGCCCCAUUCUCCCUCCUUCCAUCACUCCGCCUCAUUCUCCCUCCUUCCAUCACCCCCCCCCCAUUCUCCCGCUUUCCAUCACCCCGCCCCAUUCUCCCGCUUUCCAUCACCCAGCCGGAUUCUCCCACUUUCCAUCACCCCGCCUUAUUUUCCCGCUUUCUAUCACCCCGCCCCAUUCUCACGCUUUCCAUAACCAUGCCCCAAUCUCCCACUUUCCAUCACCCCGCCCCAUUCUCCCUCCUUCCAUCACCCCGCCCCAUUCUCCCGCUUUCCAUCACCCCGCCCCAUUCUCCCGCUUUCCAUAAUCCCGCCUCAUUCUCCCUCCUUCCAUCACCCCGCCCCAUUCUCCCUCCUUCCAUCACCCCGCCCCAUUCUCCCGCUUUCCAUCAGCCCAACCCAUUCUCCCGCUUUCCAUCACCCCGCCCCAUUCUCCCGCUUUCCAUCACCCCGCCCCAUUCUCCCGCUUUCGAUCACCCCGCCCCAUUCUCCCGCUUUCCAUCACCCCGCCCCAUUCUCCCGCUUUCCAUCACCCCGCCCCAUUCUCCCGCUUUCCAUCACCCCGCCCCAUUCUCCCGCUUUCCAUCACCCCGCCCCAUUCUCCCGCUUUCCAUCACCACACCCCAUUCUCCCUCCUUCCAUCACCCCGCCCCAUUCUCCCGCUUUCCAUCACCCCGCCCCAUUCUCCCUCCUUCCAUAACCCCGCCUCAUUCUACCUCCUUCCAUCACCCCGCCCCAUGCUCCCGCUUUCCAUCACCCCGCCCCAUUCUCCCGCUUUUCAUCACCCGCCCCAUUCUCCCACUUUCCAUCACCCCGCCCCAUUCUCCCGCUUUCCAUCACCCCGCCCCAUUCUCCCUCCUUCCAUCACCCCGCCCCAUUCUCCCGCUUUCCAUCAGCCCACCCCAUUCACCCGCUUUCCAUCACACUGCCCCAUUCUCCCGCUUUCCAUCACCCCGCCCCAUUCUCCCGCUUUCCAUCACCCCGCCCCAUUCUCCCAUCACCCCGCCCCAUUCUCCCGCUUUCCAUCACCACGCCCCAUUCUCCCGCUUGGUCAAGAAGUCUGCCUGGUCCAAGAGCUUGCCUGGUCGAGGAGCGUGGCUGGUCCAGGAGCUUGCAAGGUCCAGGCAAGCUCCUACACCAGGCAAGCUCGUGGACCAGGCACGCUCCUGGACCAGGCAAGCUCCUGGACCAGGCAAGCUCCUGGACCAGGCAAGCUCCUAG
Closterium sp. NIES-65 is the source of this 27964-nucleotide messenger RNA. The record is from the annotation of a GenBank genome assembly. Lineage: Eukaryota; Viridiplantae; Streptophyta; Zygnematophyceae; Desmidiales; Closteriaceae.